Cynoglossus semilaevis (tongue sole) is the source of this 3485-nucleotide messenger RNA. Its product is annotated as endothelin-2. NCBI's taxonomy places the organism in Eukaryota, Metazoa, Chordata, Actinopteri, Pleuronectiformes, Cynoglossidae. Gene Ontology annotation, biological process: vein smooth muscle contraction; intracellular calcium ion homeostasis; regulation of systemic arterial blood pressure by endothelin. Gene Ontology annotation, cellular component: extracellular region. Bases 1024 to 1479 code for a protein of 151 amino acids. The transcript is spliced from 5 exons. The record is from RefSeq and is a predicted model, not a curated record. Gene Ontology annotation, molecular function: endothelin B receptor binding; hormone activity.
UUCAGACCGCCAUCUGUCACCAUGAAGACAUCAGUUUGACGUUGAAAUUUGGCUAAAGGCCAUCAUGGCACAGAUGUAUUAUCUUUAGCUCGUAAUCUAAAAGAUGAUGAUGAUGAUAAUGAUUUCAACCUCAAUAGACAGAAAUUCAACCCAGUGGUUUAUUGCUGGGUAACAUUGCAGCAAAAAAGCAAAUAAUACGUUUUGUUCCAUCUCCUCCCUGUGUGUGUGUGUGUAUGUGUGUGCGUGUGUGUGUGUCGGACUUCUACAGGCACUUUUGGAUUAGUCUCUAUGGAAACUGGAGUUUCUAAAUUGCAAGAUUUUUUCUUCCUUGUUUUCCUUAAAAGAAACUCACUGUACCAGUUGCCGCAGUGUGAACCUGGCUCUGACUCAUGACACUGUUUGUUUUUCCUAAAGAGUUGUUUGCACACUUUUAUGUCACGAUAGUCCAUACUUGAUAUUCAAACACUUAUUGUUGCUGUGUUUGGGGCGUGGAGCUGUUGCAGGGCAAAACCAUUCAAAUUUCAAUAUAUUCAUUUUUUUGUGCCGCAUGGGAAAAAUGUAUUAUUAUAUACUGUAGAAUAGCAGUUUAAAAAUAAAGUCCAGUGGAGAUUUGAAACAGCAGUGGUAAAUGUGCCCUGACAGUAGCCCUAGCCACAGAAGGAGUUCCUGCAGAAAACCACUGUUAGCACUUUAGCAUUUGUCUCUUGAGACAUAUUCUCAAUUAAUAAACAACCAGAGACAUAUGAUGUGUCACAGCAGGGGACGAUGGAGUCACAGCGAGAACUAAAGCAGGAAAGAAUCCCUGGAAUGUAUCAUAGGGUCCAACACCCUGAGGUUACAUGGUAGUGCAGUAGGCGGGGCUAUUAACAUGACAUCACAGGAGGUGAUUCGGAGGAAGGGGGUGGGGUGGGGGUUUUAAAGAGAGAUAAAAAGCUCACUCACCUUCAACACAUUCAAAACACAACUCAGUGUGAAGAUAUACAUCAGUAUUUCCAUCAGAGAAGGCUCCAUCUGCCAACAGCCAUGUCUGCUCACGUCAGCAUUCUGCUGCUCAUCACUCUCUGGGCUUCACUGCAGGAAGGUUUGGGAGUUCCAGUAAGGAAAGAGAUGGAGGAAGAGUCUGUCGAUGGUCAUCCAGUACAACAGAGAAUCAGAACCAAGCGAUGCGCUUGUAACAACAUGCUGGAUUCUGAGUGCCACUACUUCUGCCACCUGGACAUCAUCUGGGUCAAUACACCCAGUAAAACCACAGUUUAUGGUCUUGGCAGCACAGUACCCCGUCGCAAAAGGUCCAAUACCCGCUGCACCUGUAUUAACCCCGGUGAUCAAUCAUGCACCAGCUUCUGUCAUAACAGCCCUGUAAUCAAACCUCAGAGACAGCAGGACCAGAACACCAGCAGAUCCAGGAUGUCAAAGGUUUCAUCAGUGGUGACUCUUCUGAAGCUCAUAGCAAAAACACUUGCCGUACAAAGUGGCUGAUGACGAUCAAGAAUCAAAGAGAUAAAGAGGACAGCGAGCAGCUGAACAAAUGACUCUCCUUUGAUGGAAACAUGGGAGAGAAAGAGCUGCUGAAAGAUGUGUCGGGCGCCGGGAGGCCACAAAGACGUCUGUGUGUACCUGGAGGCAGACAGUGGAAAAACACACCAGGGUUUCAUAGACACAUCACGGAAACCAGUGUGGUGGGUGGGCACAGAGAUGAGUUACUACUCAUGCUGUGCUGUGGUCGUGCUUGACUCGCACUGCCAGGUAGGACAAAGGAGUGAAACCAAAGACUGCUUCACACUUAGAGUACUGGACUUGAGUUUAGUACUUUUAUGGUAACUGACUUCUGUAGUAUCCAGAAAAGCUGAUAGGUCUAAAUGUUGAUGACAUCAUUAUCAAAGGUAGAUAUCCAUUACAAUUGAAAUCAAAAUUGAUUUUUUAAGACAUUUUACUGAUCAGAGUUGAACCAACACAGGACAUACAGAAACGGCCUUAUCAAAUUAUGGCCCGUGGACCACAUGUGGCCCUUACACAUCCAACCAUAUUUCCCAUACCUUCAUUUGAGGUGGAUAAACUUCUUGGCUCCCAGGCCAAAAUGAGGUUCACAAUAUGACUGGCAGACUGAUUCAGUGUGGGUUGGAUGUGGAAUGCUGGGUGAAAUAUUUUAAAUAAAAUUAACAAGAACAUUUCUGUAGUUUAGAUGCCACCAUUUAGUGGCUCCACCAGAAAUAUGAAACAGAAAGAUUAACACCAGUCUUUACUGUAUCUUAUAUCAGUGUGUGGCAGACCGGAUUAGAAGUCCAGUGUGCUGUAGCUGGCCCACGAGCCAUAGUUUGCCCAGGUCUGACCUAUAUGGUUACGCACAACCUAAUGGAACCUCGUAUGCAUUAAGAUUUGGUUGAAUUACAACUGAAUUCAGUCACCUGACCCGGUAGAAGGUGUUGUGUAUUAUUGGAUAACUUUUGUAAUGAAGUGCUACAGAAAACUGGGUUACAACCCAAACACUGAAGUUCCUGUCCCAGAGAUCAGUCAUGUAGAACCUUUGACUGUGUAAACAUUUGGAACGUUGUUCAUUGAAUAGAGAGCAUUUUGUGUUGUGUAUGUGUGCAGUUGAUACAACAUCAACGUCUAUCUUGAUGUCUCCAACUGAAAACACUGUAGCUUAUAAUCUUUUAUAUCUAACAACAGUUCAGUGUUAUAAAAAAAUAAAAAUAAAUAAAUCACCAACUUGACCUGUGUUCUCUGAUAGGCUUAAAAGUUUCAGCCUCCUGUGUUUGCUUUAGUCGAGUGCACUGUGUAAAGAAAGUGAUUACAGUAAAGAAACCAAAGAUGAAGAGUAAUUUGUGGGAGAAUAAAUCCUCUUAGGCGGCAUGUGUGAUUCAAUUGUGUGACAAGCAAACACAUUUCUAAGUUCAAACAGAGGCCUGGGAUGGAUGAAUGGUCCAGGAAUUCAAGCUUCACAGUGAUAAUAAGUUUACCUGCUUUUCAAAGACAGCGUGGCCUGUGUUAUCACAGGGAUCUGUGGAAAGAAUGCUGCAUUUGGCUGUUUUGCUCAGGGGCCGAGGAAGAGGCACAAAAUGCUUUGUCAGUCAAUGUUCCUCUCUGAUUUCUAACUACGUGUGCUGUCCGUGCACACCUGAGGAUUUAGCAGCUGGGGCUGCAGACACCGAGUGCUGGUUGAGGAUGUAGCAAAGUGACCAGUUCAGAUUCAUACACCUCUGAUUUCCGGCAGUUGAUUUUUUUUUGCUUCCGAGCAUUCAUUUCAUUCCUGAUAUUUAUCUUUUUGUGGAGACCCUAAAGCAGUUUUUACAGAACAGGUCUGAGCAGAGUCACAAUCGUAGGUAGACGAGGUCUGAGCCGCGGGGGUCUGCAGUCAAACGCUUCAGGGAACGAUUGAUUGACAUGAUGAUUUAGCUGUUGUCUCUCAGGGGAUAAAUAAAUAAAAAAAACUGGUGUGCUUGCGUACAGGAAUGUUUUUUAUUCUAACUGGAUUCAGUCUUUUC